This is a messenger RNA of Carassius auratus (goldfish), 1204 nucleotides long. Its product is annotated as germ cell-specific gene 1-like protein. The transcript is spliced from 5 exons. Bases 83 to 1204 code for a protein of 373 amino acids. The record is from RefSeq and is a predicted model, not a curated record. Gene Ontology annotation, cellular component: plasma membrane. NCBI's taxonomy places the organism in Eukaryota, Metazoa, Chordata, Actinopteri, Cypriniformes, Cyprinidae.
GGUGAGUGUGAUUCUGGUGAUUUCUGAGGUAGAAAUGAGAAAACCGUCCCUCUUUCAUUGACUUUGGUUGUUUCUCAGCAGCAUGUCUCUUCUGUCUCUCCUGCGUUCUCCGAGCCUGUCCUUCCUGCAGACGCUGCUGUCUCUGCUGCUGUCUCUGGUGUCUCUGUCGUCCUCGUACUGGUGUGUGGGCCGACAGAAGGUCCCGAAGCCGCUGUGCUCCCCGUCCCGCCGGCUCAGGUGUACUCCGGUGCACGGCGUCUCUGACGUAUCCUUCUCCUGGGAGACCGGCGACGACCGCUUCAUCUUCCCCUCCUUCCACGCCGGGCUCUGGACCACCUGUGAGGAGAACAUCUUCACCGAUGCCUCGGAGGAGAAGUGCCGCAGCUUCAUGGCUCUCACACCUGCAUCAGAGAAAGGGAUCGUGUGGCUGUACGUGGGGAUGGAGCUGCUGUACAUCGCUCUGUUGUGUGUCAGUUCUCUGCUCUUGCUGAUGCAGUUGUGUUUGUCAUCCUGGUUUCCUCCGCAGCAGCGCUGGGGUCAGUUACUAAACGCCUUCGCCGCCAUCUGCACUGUUCUGGGAGGGCUGGUUGGGAUGGUCGCUCACAUGAUGUAUAUGCAGGUUUUCCAGGUGACAAUCUCUCUCGGCCCUGAGGACUUUAAACCUCACAGUUAUGGAUACUCUUGGGCCUUUUACGUGGCGUGGGUGGCCUUCACCUGCUGCAUGUCUUCUGGCGUGUCAACACUCAACAACUACACCAAGAAGUUCCUGAUGGUGGGACCCAAGCACAGGAGCGUGUUUUACCCCUGCAGGAACUUCACCUUUCCUCCGCAGCCGCCUCCGCUCUCGCCUCUGUCUCCGUACUUCUCCCCGCCGCUCCCAGCCCCUCCUCCUCCACCUCUUCGACCUGCCCCUCUCUCACCAUGCCCCGCCCCUCACUCCCACAGCCCCGCCCCUCUCUCACCAUGCCCCACCCCUCACUCCCACAGCCCUACCCCUCUUUCACCUUGCCACACCCCUCACUCCCACAGCCCCGCCUGUCUCUCGCCACGCCAUGCCCAUCACUUCCACGGCCCCACCCUUCACUCACACAGCCCCGCCCCUCUCUCGCUCCUUGAGUCGGCCACAUCUCCUCCCAUCGCUUUGCUUCUGUCUCCUCUGAGCUUUGCGUCUCAGUGUCCAGACGAGGAGUUCAGCCCGCUCUGA